This is a messenger RNA of Populus trichocarpa (black cottonwood), 1731 nucleotides long. RefSeq names its product formamidopyrimidine-DNA glycosylase. The transcript is spliced from 11 exons. Gene Ontology annotation, cellular component: nucleus. Bases 174 to 1481 code for a protein of 435 amino acids. Gene Ontology annotation, biological process: base-excision repair. Gene Ontology annotation, molecular function: zinc ion binding; oxidized purine nucleobase lesion DNA N-glycosylase activity; DNA-(apurinic or apyrimidinic site) endonuclease activity. The record is from RefSeq and is a predicted model, not a curated record. NCBI's taxonomy places the organism in Eukaryota, Viridiplantae, Streptophyta, Magnoliopsida, Malpighiales, Salicaceae.
CAAUAAUACCUAAUAAAUUUUCAUCCAUCUAUAAUCCGAGAAAAAGUCUGUCCACUAAAAAAAGAAGAAGUUAAAUACACAGUAAAUAGAAUCCCAAAAACGAAGAAGAAAAAGGAGUAAAAGCCCUCUUCUCGAUUCUCAUCCAGCAUCGAAAAGACUGAGCGAAGAGAAGAAUGCCAGAGCUACCGGAGGUAGAGGCGGCGAGAAGGGCGAUAGAGGAACAUUGCAUAGGGAAGAAGAUAAAGAAGGCCAUCAUUGCCGACGACAGUAAAGUCAUCGAUGGAGUCUCUCCUUCUGAUUUUGUGGCAGCACUUGUUGGCAAAACUAUUGUCUCUGCUCUUAGAAAGGGAAAGAACUUGUGGCUCCAACUCGACUCCCCUCCCUUCCCUUCCUUUCAGUUCGGGAUGGCUGGGGCUGUAUAUAUUAAAGGAGUUGCGGUUACCAAAUAUAAAAGGUCUGCAGUAAAUGACUCUGAUGAGUGGCCUUCCAAAUAUUCAAAGUUUUUUGUCCAACUAGAUGAUGGUCUGGAGCUUUCUUUCACUGACAAGAGGCGAUUUGCUAAAGUCCGCUUGCUUGAAGAUCCAGCUUCUAAGCCCCCGAUAUCUGAGUUGGGCCCCGAUGCAUUACUGGAGCCGAUGACAGUUGAUGAACUUCAUGGAUCCCUAAGCAAGAAGAAAGUUGCAAUUAAGGCUCUAUUACUUGAUCAGAGUUUUGUAUCUGGAAUUGGUAACUGGAUUGCAGAUGAAGUGCUAUACCAAGCUAGAAUUCAUCCACUGCAGAUUGCUUCCAGCUUAUCCAGAGAAAGUUCUGCAACUUUACACAAGUGCAUCAAGGAGGUUGUUCAGUAUGCGGUUGAAGUUGACGCUGAUUGCGACCGCUUUCCUCUUGAAUGGUUGUUUCAUUUUCGAUGGGGAAAGAAACCUGGAAAAGUUAAUGUAGAAGUUGGGGCAGAUAGUAGUCAGUUCCCAAACAAUUGGAUUUUUCAUUCUAGGGAAAAGAAGUCUAAGAAGACUUUCAUUGAUGGGAAGGAGAUUGAUUUUAUUGUUGCUGGUGGUAGGACAACGGCCUAUGUACCGGGGUUACAGAAGCUAAAUGGAAACCAAGCUGGGAAAGCAGUGGGAAAACCAAAAGCAAGAACUUCAAAGAAAAAAAGAGAUGGGGAUGAUGAUGACAAUGACAACAAUGAAGAUGGUGGCAGUGAACCAACUUCCGAGGAUGAAAAAAUUGCAAGAAAGGCCAAAUCAAAGAGAGAGUUGAGGCCUAAAGGUCCUGGGAAAAAGCCUUCAGCUAAAAGAAAAUCCAAAGCAAGUGAUACUGACAGUGAAGAAGAUGAGGGUGCUGCCACCGCCGCCGCCGCCGACGACGAUCAAAAGAAAAAACCUAGAAGAGUGACCAGCAGAAAACAAGUCAUGGUAGGUAAAGCACCCAAGAAAUUGGUUAACAAUCAAAAUACUAACAAACCAAGGAAGAAAGUGAAGUAGAUUGCUGUUGUGAGAUAUCACAUGGUGCUACCGAAGCCUGAGCCCUAAUUUUGGAAGUAUGGAAAGGUGGUAGGGCAUCUAGUUUUUGCUUGUAUUGACAGUGAAAUGAAUUUGUCUGUCUUGUUCAAGGUAGUCUUUCUGCUAAUGCCAGCGGCUUCUAUUAAUCGUACAACCAGGGCUCUCUGCCUCUGGAAGAUGUAAAUCUUAUUUGAAUGGAUUAAAUGAAAGAAUUUUUAAAUUAGCAAACAAA